AUGGCUUUGGAAGAUAUCUGUGGCUUCAGAGACGCUCCUCACUCCCAUUCCGAAGAUACGGACGCAUCUUUUCACAUGACUGACUUGUGCAAUUUUGGAUCGAGGAGACUGAAAACAUCUGGGACAAACUUGGGGAUCCCACUGACGUUCUUCACGCCAACUUUGCCAAACUCUCGCCCUUUCCACCAUCGACCGGCCAACCACUCGGCGACGGUUCGCAGGCCCUUCCCUCUGUCUCAUGGAACAACGACCUUGGGUUUCAUCUUCCAAGGUGGGGUCAUUGCAGCUGCAGACACGCGGGCCAGUGCUGGUGGACUUGUCGCCUGUCCAGCCGUUCACAAGAUCACCCCGAUUCACUCCCACUUAGUCAUCACCUCCUCUGGGAGCGGCGCGGACUGCAUGCUGUGGGAGCGAAUUCUGGCCAGAGAGAUCCGACUCUACCACCUGCGGCACAGACGUCGCCUUUCCAUAUGCGGCACUGCCAAGCUCCUCUCUUUAAUGCUGCACCCCUUUAAAGGUACUGAAUUGUGCGUGGCUCUCACACUGUGUGGCUGGGAUAAGGAGGCAGGUAACGCCGACUGUGCGAUGAGCGGCCCAAAGCUGAUAUAUGUGUGCAGCGAUGGCGCCCGACUGCAGGGGGACGUCUUUUCCGUGGGCUCAGGCUCUCCUUAUGCUUACGGAGUCCUGGAUGGAGGACUGAGGUGGGGCCUGAGCAAAGAAGAGGCCGUCUCCUUGGCACGAGAAGCUGUGUUCAGAGCCACUCACAGGGACGCCUACUCUGGAAACAGCGUGGACCUCUUCCACAUCACAGCCCAGGGGUGGAGCCAAAGAACGAGAGAGGACCUGAGAGAGGAAUAUUACAGAGACAUGAAGAGGAGGGAGAAG
Molecule: messenger RNA, 885 nt
Organism: Cyclopterus lumpus (lumpfish)
Lineage: Eukaryota; Metazoa; Chordata; Actinopteri; Perciformes; Cyclopteridae
Gene: psmb11a
Product: proteasome 20S subunit beta 11a
Exons: 2
Cellular component (GO): proteasome core complex
Molecular function (GO): threonine-type endopeptidase activity
Source: RefSeq, a predicted model, not a curated record